Achroia grisella is the source of this 2985-nucleotide messenger RNA. Its product is annotated as zinc finger protein 27-like. The record is from RefSeq and is a predicted model, not a curated record. Gene Ontology annotation, biological process: regulation of transcription by RNA polymerase II. Bases 178 to 2730 code for a protein of 850 amino acids. NCBI's taxonomy places the organism in Eukaryota, Metazoa, Arthropoda, Insecta, Lepidoptera, Pyralidae. Gene Ontology annotation, cellular component: nucleus. Gene Ontology annotation, molecular function: DNA-binding transcription factor activity, RNA polymerase II-specific; zinc ion binding; RNA polymerase II transcription regulatory region sequence-specific DNA binding. The transcript has 13 exons.
AAAAAACAUGUGUAACGUCAAUAUUGUCUCAAAUAAACAAUAACACAAAAAUAUUAUUUCUUUAUCUGAAAUUUAUACAAUUAUUUCAAAUUAUUAGUACAAUAUUUUGAACACCAAUACACCCUUUAAUUGGAUAAACUACACACAGUUUGAAACUGGAGUGAAUAUAUUCUAAUUAUGUUUGAGUUGAAAGCUUGUGCAGUAUGUUUUAGUACAAACUUGAAGUUAUUUAUUAUGGAUGGUGGCCACUUGAGACAUGAUUAUAAUACAGUUUCCGGAUUACAGACAUGCAAUGGUGAUGGCCUGCCUAGCUACCUCUGUGGGGAGUGCUGUGGUUAUGUCACACAUUUCAUGAAGUUCCGUAGAAAAUGUCAGAGGGCAAAUUUCACUCUACGGGAAAUGUUAAAUAGAAAUGUUGAAAUAACUGAACUAAACCUUGAUAAUUUGAACUGUGCAGUGAUUGAUAAUGAACCCACACUAUGGUACAUAGAUCCAUGUACAACACAUUAUGAAGAAGUCACAUUUCAAUCAGAGGGACGAAAAAGAAUAACUGUGUUUCAAACGGACCACAUUCCUGUUGUCCGCUAUAACAUACUUCCAAAUGAAGACUCAAGCAUGAUUAAAAAGGAAUCUUACACAAAGCCAGUAAAGAAAGAACACAUUAUAACUGAUACUAUUGAUGAAGAUAAGCCUCAGAAAUUUGACUGGAACCAAAAUGGUAUAAAUAAAGUUAUAAUUGAACUAAAUAAUGAUAGUCAGGGACACAAUGAUACCUUUGAUAGUAACAAUGAUGCCUUUGAUAGUAAUAAUGAUGACAUUCUGAUUGAUAAUGAUAACCAACAAAGUUUAAAUAAUGUGUCCCAAUUAACCAAUAAAAUGAUUGAAGUGUCUUUAGAGCCCUGUAUUAUUGAAGAGUAUGCUAAUGCAUAUCCAAUAACAAAGGAAGAGGCUCAAGCUGCACAUGAGACACACAAGAAGCUUAGCACUGGAAAACAUCAAUGUCAAGUUUGCAACAAAGCCUUUUCAAAUCAGAAGUGCUUGAAAGUACAUUUACGAAUGCAUGACAAGCAUACACGAGGUUCGUUCCUCUGUGAUCUGUGCAUGUACUACUACAGAACAGAAUCUCUAUUAAAAACACACAUGACAGAAAAACAUAUGUAUAAAUAUGUAUGUAGAAAGUGUUCUGAAGUUACUUAUAAGAGAACAUCAGCAAAACAACAUUAUAUCAAGUCACAUUUACUCGGUCAUGAAGGCAAACCCAACUGGGUAAGUAAUAGAGGUGGUAAUCAAAUCAAAAGUGAAGGCGGAACGCGACCAGUGCGAAAGAGGACUAAAUUACCCGAUGACUAUCUAAAGUACACUCCAAUCAGUCAAGAAGAGCAGUACAAACUUAUCGAGGAUCGAAAAGAGACUAGAAAUUAUAUUGAUUCAUUAUAUAAAUGUGGAUUCUGCUACAGAGGGUUUAGGGUGGAAAAUACUUACAACAAACAUAUGAAGAAACACGAUCAAACAUAUGCGGGGAAAUAUGAAUGUGACAUAUGCAAAUUAUGUUUCCAGAGCGUUCAAAAGUUAUCCGGUCACAUGUAUAUUACUCACUUGUUCAAGUUGUCAUGCCAGAUGUGCAGUUUUGUUUGCUACAACAAGAGCCUAGCACAGAUGCAUUAUAGAUGGCACAAGAAUGUUACUUAUGACUGUCCACACUGCAAACGGGUUUUUAAGAAGAUGACUACGCGUUUAACACAUAUAAGAAUAUCGCAUCCGUCGACAUUCAUCUGCGAUUUGUGUGGACAUGGUUUUGUGAGCGAAACAGGAAUAUACUACCACAAGUUAAUUGCACACAAAAAUAAGGAGCUCGAGUCAAACCGAACCACAGUAGAAGAUGGUGAUACAGCUGCAGAGGCUGUAUGGGAAUGGACAGGUGAAAAGUCUGUUGGGGCGGCUGCGGGUAAUUCAGACAAAAACGCCUACGAAAUAAAUUCCACAGAAGAAAAAGUAAAAGUCGCUACAGAGGACCAGGGAGUCUCGGAAAAGCAAUCUCGCUUCUGUGCGGAGUGUGAUGUACUAUUUGUCAAUGAAGCGGCGUAUAUCACGCACCUCGGCAGCUCCAGCAAGCACACUAACACCAAUAAAUCCUGUCAAUCGAGAUAUGUGCGAAAACAGAACCACGCAGAUAAAUCCGAUGUGCAUAAUUUAGGACAGAUCACAUCCAACAACUGUGAAGUGUGUGGUCAGUUCCUAGUUAGCGACGUGCAGGCGGACAAACAUUAUAAGUCAGAACACCCUGGUGUGGACUUCCAUAAGCGUUUCAUGUGUGAAGUGUGUGGAUUCAUUACUAAGCAAUACGCAAACCUUGUGUUGCAUUUCCGUAAACACACGAAAGAGAAGCCGUUCAAGUGCGCGCACUGCGACCGAAGCUUCAGUAAUGGCAGUAACAGGGACCGUCAUGCUGUUACACAUUCUGGUGAAAAGCGCUUCCAAUGCCAACACUGUAACCGUCGUUUCAUGCACAAAGUUGAUUGCAAAUCACACAUACAACACGUCCACCUAAAGAUACCAUACCCUCCCAGGGAUAGGAAGAAUCGAAAACGGCGAAAGGAAAUUGAAGACUCGGUGGUAUCUGUCGAAGGAAUCAGUACGGACACUGCGCCGUGCCCUCAGUCGCUCCUUGAACUACCGCUCAAUCCUCGCGGUGAUUAUUUAAAUGCAUAUAUGAAUUAUACUGAUUUAUAAAUGGAAAGUACCUAGUUUAUUAUUUGUUGUUUUUUGUAUUUAAUACGAUUGAAUCUUUAUGGUUGAAUAUAAAUAUAUAAAAUUAUGUGUUUUUUAUAUCCCGUGAUUAUAUUUAUCUGUAUGUUGAAGUCAUAGUCAGUUUCUAAUAUGUAAUAUUGUGUUAUAAACUGUGGGUUAAACAUACCUAGGUACUCUAUAAAACGCAAAUUCUUAUCUUAUUAACUAUUUGUUUUUGUAGUCAUGUGACCAAAUAAU